AUGGCAGUGAACCGGAUCGUCAUCCGAUUGGGUGAGGCGCCGACGUUGAUGGAAGCCUGCUGCCUCUGCUCUUGCACGACCUUUCUCGCUGCCGGCGUGGUCUACAUGCUCUACCCUUUCAAGUCGCUUCCCCUCAUUGUCCUGAUCGUUGUCAUGUUUCUGACGGCUCUGGUCUUCAUCUCCCGUACAGCCAUCCAGGUCAGAAGCCGAUAUGUGGAGGAGGUCAAUGCGCAGGACCUACAGGAGCAUGUUUGGGCACCUGCAGUGUUCGACUCCAUGGAAACGACACCGCCCAGGUUCCAUCGCGUUCGUGUCUGGACAUGCGUAGAUGACGCAGGAGCUUCAGAAGUCAUCAUCAGGGUUCUGGAGGAGGUCGACCUCUUGUAUCGUCCAUGCCUUUCGGAGACCUGUGUCUUCUGUCUGGAGGACUUCGCUGGCCAGGAUGAGGUGACGCUGCUACCGUGCGGACAUGCCUUCCAUCAACACUGUCAUGCCGUCUGGCAUGCGCUGAAGCGAUGCACCUUUGCCUGCCCCCUUUGCCGGGAGAGCUGUGCGACUGUCUGA
Molecule: messenger RNA, 564 nt
Organism: Symbiodinium natans
Lineage: Eukaryota; Dinophyceae; Suessiales; Symbiodiniaceae
Source: the annotation of a GenBank genome assembly